Messenger RNA from Chelonoidis abingdonii (Abingdon island giant tortoise), 545 nucleotides. Its product is annotated as zinc finger protein 416-like. NCBI's taxonomy places the organism in Eukaryota, Metazoa, Chordata, Testudines, Testudinidae. The record is from RefSeq and is a predicted model, not a curated record. Gene Ontology annotation, biological process: regulation of DNA-templated transcription.
ACUGCGCAUGCUCCGUAGCAGAACCCCGGGCUGCAGAAUGACGUCCAUGUUUUUCUCCAGCUCAUCCCAUCCUCCCACGGCAGAUGGAAGAGAAAUGGCUCCAGAGGAGCCUGUUCAGAGGCCAGUGACCUUUGAGGAGGUGGCUGUGUAUUUCACCAGGGAAGAGUGGACUCUGCUGGACCCUGCCCAGAGAGCGCUCUGCAGAGACGUCAUGCAGCAGAACUAUGAGAAUGUGACCUCACUGGCAUCACCCCAAUAUGCCAGUGACACAGAGAACCCUCCCCUCCACCCCGCUGCAGAACGCUUUGGGAACAGAGCACAGGAGCGGUAUUGCACAGUGUCAAAUAGCUCGUGUUUGCUCAAGUAAAACUAGGGGUUAGGUCCAGGAUAAUGAACAGAAGGUUUCUACCCCUGCCCUUUUCUUCAAACACUGAGCCUAUUCCCCCCAAACCAGAAUGUGCUUGGGGUAUGAGAGGCAGACUGCUGGAGUCAGAGCUGCUGGUCCAGGGUUACUUAUCACACAGAUGCUCAGGGUAUGGCUACAC